This is a messenger RNA of Sphenostylis stenocarpa, 1110 nucleotides long. The record is from the annotation of a GenBank genome assembly. NCBI's taxonomy places the organism in Eukaryota, Viridiplantae, Streptophyta, Magnoliopsida, Fabales, Fabaceae.
AUGGCCGUCAAAAAGGCAUGUGAGUCAUUCUCAAAGUCCUUGAUUGAGGAAGUGCAUAGAUGGGGUUGCUUGAAGCAGACAGGGGUGAGUCUGAGGUACAUGAUGGAAUUUGGGUCCAAACCCAUUGAUAAGAAUUUGCUGAUCUCUGCUCAGUUUCUUCACAAAGAGCUCGCCAUUAGAAUUGCCAGAAGAGCUAUUGAACUUGAGAAUCUUCCCUAUGGUUUAUCUGAAAAACCUGCUGUUUUGAAGGUUAGAGAUUGGUAUUUGGAUUCUUUCCGUGAUCUCAGAGCUUUCCCUGAUAUCAAGAAUAUGACCGAAGAAAGAGAGUUCACUGAAAUGAUCAAGGCCAUCAAAGUGAGACACAACAAUGUUGUACCCACAAUGGCCAUGGGUGUUCAGCAAUUGAAGAAAGGUAUGGAUCCAAAGAUUGUAUAUGAAGACCUUGUCGAGAUUCACCAGUUCCUCGAUCGCUUUUACAUGUCAAGAAUUGGAAUCCGCAUGCUUAUUGGGCAGCAUGUUGAGUUGCACAAUCCCAACCCUCCACCCUAUGUCGUGGGUUAUAUACAUACAAAAAUGUCGCCUGUGGAGGUGGCAAGGAAUGCCAGUGAGGAUGCUCGUGCAAUAUGUUGUCGUGAAUAUGGAAGUGCCCCUGAUGUCCAAAUUUAUGGAGAUCCUGAUUUUACUUUUCCGUAUGUUCCAGCUCACUUGCAUCUUAUGGUAUUUGAAUUGGUUAAGAACUCACUGCGUGCUGUCCAAGAGCGUUUUAUGGAUUCUGAUAAAGUUGCACCUCCCAUUAGAAUAAUAGUUGCUGAUGGAAUAGAGGAUGUUACCAUAAAGGUCUCAGAUGAGGGAGGUGGAAUUCCAAGAAAAGGUUUGUCUAAAAUUUUUACAUAUCUAUACAGUACAGCCAGAAACCCAUUGGAUGAACAUUCAGAUCUUGGAAUAGGUGAGAAUGUGACAAUGGCUGGAUAUGGAUAUGGACUUCCUAUUAGUCGCCUAUAUGCUCGGUAUUUUGGAGGUGAUCUUCAAAUAAUCUCCAUGGAAGGAUAUGGGACUGAUGCAUAUCUUCAUUUGUCUCGAUUGGGAGAUUCACAAGAACCUUUGCCUUGA